Messenger RNA from Opisthocomus hoazin, 831 nucleotides. The record is from RefSeq and is a predicted model, not a curated record. Lineage: Eukaryota; Metazoa; Chordata; Aves; Opisthocomiformes; Opisthocomidae.
AUGUGGCAUGCUUGCUGCGGCUUUAUGUACAAUGAAAGGACUAAGCCAAACAUCAUCGGGCAAGAAAUUAAGCUAAAGUUACUGUGGCUGGUAUUAGGUAUUGCCAUGGUGCGGUUUUAUAUACAGAAAGGAACACAUAGAGGCUUAUUCAGAAGCGUUCAAAAGACGCUUAAAUUUUUCCAGACAUUUGCUUUGCUUGAGGUAGUCCACUGUGCAGUUGGAAUAGUUCGCACAUCUGUGCUUGUGACUGGGGUCCAAGUGAGUUCAAGAAUCUUCAUGGUGUGGUUCAUUGCACAUAGCAUAAAACAGAUCCAGAAUGAGGAGAGCGUUAUUCUUUUUCUGGUCGUAUGGACUGUGACAGAGAUUACUCGAUAUUCCUUCUACACAUUCAACCUGCUCAACCAUUUGCCAUACUUCAUUAAAUGGGCCAGAUACAACUUUUUUAUCAUUUUGUAUCCUGCUGGAGUUGCAGGUGAACUGCUAACCAUAUAUGCUGCUUUACCCUAUGUGAAGAAAACAGGAAUGUUUUCACUGAGACUUCCCAACAAAUAUAAUGUCUCCUUUGACUACUAUUACUUCCUUAUUAUUGUCAUGUUCUCCUAUGUGCCAUUAUUUCCACAACUCUACUUCCACAUGCUGCGGCAGAGAAGAAGGGUGCUUCAUGGAGAAGUGAUUGUGGAAAAGGACGAUUGAAUCAAGCCGUGUAACUAUGGUGCUUUUAAAGGAAAAAAAAAAGGGGUAAAAACCCAAAACUUCCUGUGAUUUUUCUGAGUCCAAGUUUAAAACAUGGAACAAGAAUAAACAACUGUGCAUAAAACAGCAUGGACUGUA